CGAGCGCCGCCGCUUCCAUUUGCAGCGCGUGCGGCUCCGCAACGUCCGCCGCCGCCGUCGUCGUCGCCGUCGUCCUCGUCCUUAUUAUUCCCGUCGAGUGGCGUCCGCGCGGCGCUAUGCGUGAGGUUCGCGCGCGGACUCCUCGCUCAGUGCGAACUCGAACUCGAACUCGAACCCGAACCCGAACCCGGAGGCGCGUGCCCGCUGCUCGCCGCCGCUGAGUGAGUGAGUGAGUGAGUGACCCGCGCCGGAUGUGCGCGCGCCGCUCCGCUCCGAGGAAACGGGCGUGAAAGUUACUCCGAACGGGAGUAAAAAGUGUGUAAAACCGGCGUGGAGCUUCUGGGAGGGAGAAACGCAGUCAAGUUUACCUCCGGCGGCGGGAUGCGCGGCUGGGAGUGCUGCUGGCUGUGUUUUGCAAUGAUUCAUCCGGAAGGAAAAUGAUCUCCUAGGCACUACAGCGAAGACUUGUCUAAGCAAAGGCCUGAGGAGCUGACUCCUAUAUCCCAAAGGAAGCCACGCUUGCAGAGUGCAUGACGGCGUGGAGAGGAGAUCUUCCUCCAAAGACUCUGACUGGAUAAAUCGUUGUAGAUAGCCACAGCUCGGCAGCCACAAUUUUCCCAGGACAACGCUACUUCAUGGAGCGGCCGGAGGGCACUGAGCGAGGGGUUCGGACAGCCAGAAAUGCAGCAUCGGCUGCCAGAGAGAGCCGGUCUCACGGCUACACCUGCAAUAUCUGCCGAAGGAGCUUCUCUUUCCAGAGCUCUCUGUCGCAACACAUGAGGAAGCACACGGAAGCUAGACCAUACAAGUGCCCCUACUGCAGCCAUCGGACUUCGCAGAAAGGUCAGCUCAAGGUCCACAUCCGCAGCCACAGGUUGGGCUUUCUCGGACUUGGUCAUGAGCGGGUGGCCGACGAGGAAAGGAUGACAUUUGAGGGUCUCGAUGGUUGCACUAGCCCCACCAGCAGCACCUCGACUUGUCACAAAGUGGCCAAUGGACACACCAGAAUGAAUGGGUCCAAGGAGCUGCUGCUGGUGAACACAAUGAAGGAAGAGCAACUACACAGCCACUGGAAAAGGGAGCUUGUCCAUGAGAUAGGGAAUGAAGCCAGAAUUCCAGAACAAGUAGGUAACAAUGAAGUUAAAGAGGGCAACGGUGGCUUCUCUUACAAGUUAUGUCCUCAGAGCUUCACACAGGCCUGGACUCUGGAGGCACAUAUGAAGAAACACUUUUCUACCUUCGAACAUGGAUGCCCCAUGUGUGGUCGGUGCUUCAGGGAGGCCUGCUUUCUCACGAACCACAUGAAGACCCAUUUUCCAACUGGGAGUGGACGGGCUAAAUCCCAGAAUGAAUCAGAAUUGCCAGCUACUAUCAACGGAGUGCCACAAGCCAAGGCGACUGUUGCUAGCAUGACCUGCUUCUUUGAGCUGUGUUUUAAGUGCGGUAACUUCUUCCAUGACAAGGACAGCCUUCAGAUCCACAGCAGGGUGCACAGCUAUACUCUAGCUUUGAGUCAUGAGCAGCAGCAAAACCACACAGAGUUGCCUGCUGCAAAGAGAUGUUUUCUGGAAUACCUGAAUCUAAAAGCUGCUGAGCCAGAAGGAAAGAAGUUGCCUGAGAACAACCUGGGCAAACGAAUUCCAGAGCUGGACCCUGUGUGCAGCUACCAGGCCUGGCAGCUGGCCACCAAGGGCAGGAUGGCUGAAGCCUCAGAGAGCAGGGGCAUCAAUGAGGAAGACGCGUUGGCAGAUCCUGACGUAGUCUAUGACCGGGGUACAGGCAAGUACGUCCCAGUCAAGCAGGAAAAGCGGAAACGGCAUCUAGACUUCCACGGUGGCGCUGGAGGCAGGAAGCGGCGGAGCAGUGGGAGCCACGGCCACUACCACGGUGGCAGUGGGAACGGGCACAGCUCGGGUAACCUGACUCCGGACAGCCUGAGCGACUCGGACUACCAGCCCCCAUCUCGGCAGAGCCGGCGUUCCUCCCAGGGCAAGGUUACAGAGUGCUUUGAAUGCGGCAAGGUGUUCCGCACUCGCCAGCAGAUGAUGCUGCACACCCGAAUUCACCGCAGGGAAGGUGGCCGGAGCAGCGGUGAUGGCGGGGGGCAGAUUUCCCAAGUUGACCACGCCGAAUCCACUAGUGAGGCCGAUUGUGUUUUUGCCAGCUGUCCAAGCACCCCUAGGACUGGGACCUCGCCGGAGAAGGUGCCUGUGGGCAGGACAAGAGACAGACCCCAGCUACUUCUGUCAGCUCGCCAUGCAGAUGAGAGGGGUCCGAGCCAACCCGGGGACUCUCUGAUGGGUACAGGGUAUCCCUGUGACCCCCCACCUAGAGGUGCCUGCAGGACUUCUAAACUGAAGGACUCGUGCUGGCCACAGGGGACAGCGUUGCUAAAGAGCGGCACUGAUAACCAUGCUGAAGAGGAGCACAUCCCACAGGACGGGACCUCUGCGGCCCCCCUUGACCUUUCGGAGAGGCUGAGCGACCCGAGGGCCACCUCUGUCCCUGGGGGGGGGGCACUGAGGCAUCAGUGCUCCUACUGCUCCUACUCCACCCUCUACCCUGAGGUGCUGUGGGUGCACCAGUCCACCGCCCACAAGGUGAAGAACAUCGCCCUGGUGCCCAGCUGGGUGCACCGGAGCCUUACGAAGGUGCCCCCAGGGGGGCUGGCAUCCUGGAGGCGCACAGGGCCUCCGCCCGCUUGGAAGGGGAAAGAGUUCCCCGCCCUCCCGCAGAGCCGGGUCGCCCGGACUCAGCCCCCGAGCCAAGAUAAGUCCACCGGCCAUGUUACCGCGUCCCAGGGAAAGGCGGCUCCCAGAAGCACCCAGCUCAGCACGACCCCCCCUCAGGUAUCAACGGCAAGUCCCAGAUCGGCGACGGGACCCGCCGGCGAGCCCCGACCCCCCCGGGAGGGGCUCGGUUCUAUGCUGUUCGGCAAACGCGGCCCGUCUGGCCACGCCGGCUCCACAAGCUUCCCGCUGCCCCCGGCCCACCCCUCAGCUGAAUUUAGCUCCAGCGCGCAAAGGGCAGGUAUCUCCAGGCCUCCGGGUGGCGUUGUCCUGGCUAGAGAGAAGCUGAUGCCAAACACCUCAGCGGACAAUGUGAGCUUCCAGAAGAACCGCCGCACCCGCGACGGGGCCACCAUCUACCCUCAGCGGGGCUCCGCUACCCUGCAGCUGACCAGUACAGUAGGAGCAAAGAUGUCAGCGGCCCAGCAAGGGGACUGCAGCAGUGAAGCUGGACAGCUACACACACAUGAAGUGCCAUGCAGCGGUUCCGGAGUCGAAGCAACUCCACCGUACUGAAGCCCCACCCACCCCCCCCCCCC
Messenger RNA from Scleropages formosus (Asian bonytongue), 3328 nucleotides. Its product is annotated as zinc finger protein 516-like. Bases 636 to 3305 code for a protein of 889 amino acids. Gene Ontology annotation, cellular component: nucleus. Gene Ontology annotation, biological process: regulation of DNA-templated transcription. The record is from RefSeq and is a predicted model, not a curated record. The transcript has 5 exons. Gene Ontology annotation, molecular function: DNA-binding transcription factor activity, RNA polymerase II-specific; RNA polymerase II cis-regulatory region sequence-specific DNA binding. NCBI's taxonomy places the organism in Eukaryota, Metazoa, Chordata, Actinopteri, Osteoglossiformes, Osteoglossidae.